Messenger RNA from Cannabis sativa, 669 nucleotides. RefSeq lists its product as uncharacterized. Bases 1 to 669 code for a protein of 222 amino acids. NCBI's taxonomy places the organism in Eukaryota, Viridiplantae, Streptophyta, Magnoliopsida, Rosales, Cannabaceae. The record is from RefSeq and is a predicted model, not a curated record. The transcript is spliced from 5 exons.
AUGGAUGAAACAACACAAGAAACAAUGGUAAAAUUACAAGAGAAAGAAGAAAUAAAUGGAGAUAUAUCAAAAGAAAAGAGCAUGAAUGACACUUAUUCUGAAAUAAUGGGUAAGGAAAGAUAUGGUUCUGUUCGCACUUAUGGUUUUGGUGUUUGCCCAUCUGAUGUGUGGGAAAACAAAUCCAGUAAGAAGCGAAAUCAAAGCAAAUAUAUAGAGGCUUUAGAAUCUGAACUAAAAGAGUUAAGAUCUAAAGUUCAAAAUGACAAUGUAGAUAAUACAUUAACUAUACUUGAUAACGUCAAAAGGGCUUGUACAUCACAUAACAAGGAACCUCGACGCCAGCUGUUGUUUUCAUGUUCAUCAUAUGAUACUCCAGUUGUUGAGGUGGGAGAAGUGGUUAAUCAUAAAAGUAUUACUAAUGAUCCUAAAACAAUUGCUAUUGCUCUAGUUAUUAGUAAAGAUUCAUCAAAACAAGUUGGAGGAAAAGAGCUUGGAGACUUUUAUUCCGAAGUUAUUGUUCAAGUUCCUAUCAAGUGUGACAAGCAAUUAAUUAGAGCAUAUAGACAAUUUAAGAAAAUUAGUGAAGUUGUUGGAGUACCUAUUGCAUGGCCAACGGACUUUUUGAUUUCAGAAGAAUCACAUACACAACUUGAUGAUUCAAUAAUGUGA